AUGGAGUACUGUCAAGAGCUAGCCUCGCCAGGCUGGUUCCAGCCUACCCUCUCUGUCUUGAUCAUUAUCGGCAUCCUUGUCUCCUACUUGCCGCAGCACCUUCGCAUCAUCUCCCUAAGAAGUUCCUUUGGGAUCUCACCGUACUUCAUCCUGCUAGGUACAACUUCGGGGACAUCAGCUUUCGCUAAUAUCCUCACGUUUCCGAAGACCGCGCAAGAUGUCUCCUGUUGUCAAGAGAUUAGCGGUCUGGCCUGCUUCUCGGGCAUGCUAGGUGUAUUCCAAGUAGGAAUGCAAUGGCUAUGCUUCUUUUCUAUCCUACUGCUCUUCGUCAUCUACUUCCCUCGAGCAACUUCGCCCACUGACCCUAGUUCCCCCGUCUCAUCAGCCCCCAUCGGCCCAACUUACCGCACUGCACUAGUCAUCGCUGCAAUUUGUAUCCUCCAUGCCGUUAUCACGGUCAUAAUCUCCGCGGCGUUUGCCAUCCGCCGCCCUGAAGCCCUCUCAGCCUGGGCUAACUUCCUUGGUAUUCUCUCCGCCAUCCUCGCGUCUGUUCAAUACUUUCCUCAGAUCUACACUACCCUCCUCUUGCGCCGUGUUGGUAGCUUAAGUAUCCCCAUGAUGUGCAUCCAGACACCAGGCAGUCUGAUUUGGGCUGCGAGCUUAGCUGCGCGAGAGGGUAUACAGGGUUGGAGUGUUUGGGGUGUGUUGCUGGUCACUGCCAGUCUGCAGGGUACAUUGUUGGUGAUGGCAAUCUACUUUGAAUACUUUGGGCCUAGCAGUAAGCAGAAAGAUGGGCAGGAUGGACCGGAUGAGACGUCGAAUGGAAAUGCGCCGGGGCUGGAUGUCUCUGGGGAAGAGCCGCGACAUGUCCUGUCCGAGGAGACACCAUUACUUCACACUACAUAG
This is a messenger RNA of Penicillium taxi, 906 nucleotides long. RefSeq names its product PQ-loop repeat-containing protein. Lineage: Eukaryota; Fungi; Ascomycota; Eurotiomycetes; Eurotiales; Aspergillaceae. The record is from RefSeq and is a predicted model, not a curated record. The transcript has 3 exons. The coding region runs from base 1 to 906 and encodes 301 amino acids.